Molecule: messenger RNA, 366 nt
Organism: Penicillium malachiteum
Lineage: Eukaryota; Fungi; Ascomycota; Eurotiomycetes; Eurotiales; Aspergillaceae
Product: MFS general substrate transporter
Exons: 2
Coding region: 1-366 (121 amino acids)
Source: RefSeq, a predicted model, not a curated record
AUGAAUGCUUCGAGUCUGAUUGGACGUAUCGGACCAAAUUGGCUUGCAGACCACCCUCCUAUACGGCCUAAUCUCUGGAGGCAUGGUGUCUCUUCCCCCGCCAUCAUCGCGAACCUCACUAGCAAACCUUCGGAACUCGGCGCCCGCAUGGGCAUGGCAUAUACAAUAGCUGCGUUUGGUGCAUUGAUUGGAAAUCCCAUAGCUGGUGCUUGUCUACGAACGUCUGGCACAUCCACCUCCGACGUGCAGCAAGAGUUUCAAGGAGCCUGGAUUUUUGCGGGGGCUUUCAUGUUACUCUCAACUAGCUGUGUGGGUUUGACUCAAUAUCUUAGAUAUCGAGCCAAAGGUUCACACAACUCGGAGUGA